Molecule: messenger RNA, 432 nt
Organism: Phaeoacremonium minimum UCRPA7
Lineage: Eukaryota; Fungi; Ascomycota; Sordariomycetes; Togniniales; Togniniaceae
Product: putative mitochondrial import inner membrane translocase subunit tim-17 protein
Exons: 1
Coding region: 1-432 (143 amino acids)
Biological process (GO): protein import into mitochondrial matrix
Cellular component (GO): mitochondrial inner membrane; TIM23 mitochondrial import inner membrane translocase complex
Molecular function (GO): transmembrane protein transporter activity
Source: RefSeq, a predicted model, not a curated record
AUGGAUCACACACGCGAUCCCUGCCCUUGGGUCAUCCUCAAUGACUUUGGAGGUGCUUUCUGCAUGGGUGCGAUUGGUGGUACAAUAUGGCACGGCAUCAAGGGCUUCAGAAACUCGCCGUACGGCGAGAGGCGGAUAGGCGCCCUCACAGCCGUCAAGAUGCGAGCACCGGUUCUGGGCGGCAACUUCGGCGUGUGGGGAGGCAUGUUCUCGACUUUCGACUGCGCGGUCAAGGGCAUCCGAAAGAAGGAGGAUCCGUACAAUGCCAUCAUCGCCGGUUUCUUCACUGGUGGUGCAUUGGCCGUCCGAGGUGGCUAUAAGGCCGCCCGUAAUGGUGCUAUCGGUUGUGCGGUACUGUUGGCGGUCAUUGAGGGUGUCGGAAUUGCGUUCCAGAAGAUGCUGGCUGGCAGCACAAAGCUGGAGGUGAGUUGA